ACCCGGGGAAGUGAAGCGACCGCCCGGGCGAUUGGAGGAGGGAACCGAACCCGCAGAGGUCCGCAGGCCAGCGCGGCCGCAGCAUGAAGGCGCGAGGCCCGGCCCUGGGUCUCCUGCUGCUGCUGCUUUGUCCGGCGCAGGUGUUUUCACAGUCCUGUGUUUGGUAUGGAGAAUGUGGAAUUGUAUCUGGAGAUAAGAGGUACAACUGCAAAUAUUCUGGGCCACCAAAACCACUGCCUAAGGAUGGGUAUGACUUAAUACAGGAACUCUGUCCAGGAUUCUUCUAUGACAAUGUCAGUGUCUGUUGUGAUGUUCAGCAGCUUCAGACAUUGAAAAGUAACCUGCAGCUGCCUCUACAGUUUCUGUCUAGAUGUCCAUCCUGUUUCUAUAACCUAAUGAGUCUGUUUUGCGAGCUGACAUGUAGCCCUCAACAGAGUCAGUUUCUGAAUGUUACAGAAACUGAAGAUAUUGUUGAUCCUGUUACAAACCAGACAAAAACAAACGUGAAAGCAUUAGAGUACUAUAUUGGACAGAGUUUCGCUAAUGCAAUGUACAAUGCCUGCCGGGAUGUGGAGGCCCCCUCCAGUAAUGACAAGGCCCUGGGACUCUUGUGUGGAAAGGAUGCUAGUGCCUGUAAUGCCACCAAUUGGAUUGAGUAUAUGUUCAGUAAGGACAAUGGACAGACACCAUUUACUAUCACUCCCAUUUUUUCAGAUCUUCCCAUCCAUGGUAUGGAGCCCAUGAGAAAUGCAACCAAAGGCUGCAACGAGUCAGUAGAUGAGAUCACGGGGCCCUGCAGCUGCCAGGACUGCUCCAUCGUGUGUGGCCCCAAGCCCCAGCCCCCACCCCCUCCUGUUCCCUGGAGGAUCUUUGGCUUGGACGCCAUGUAUGUCAUUAUGUGGAUCACCUACAUGGCAUUUUUGUUUGUGUUUUUUGGAGCAUUUUUUGCAGUGUGGUGCUAUAGAAAACGUUAUUUUGUGUUUGAGUACACACCCAUUGACAGCAAUAUAGCCUUUUCUGUGAACAGCAGUGACAAAGGGGAUACUUCCUGCUGUGACCCACUUGGUGCAGCAUUUGAGGGCUGUUUGAAGCGUCUGUUCACACAAUGGGGGGCUUUCUGCGUCCGAAACCCUGGUUGCAUCAUUUUCUUCUCGCUGGUCUUCAUCGCCGCAUGUUCUUCAGGCUUGGUGUUUGUCCAAGUCACCACCAAUCCUGUGGAACUCUGGUCAUCCCCCAAUAGCCAAGCCCGCCUAGAGAAAGAGUACUUUGACACACACUUUGGGCCUUUCUUCCGGACGGAACAGCUAAUUAUCCAGGCCCCCCACACCAGUGUACACAUUUAUGAGCCGUACCCUUCAGGAGCCAAUGUACCCUUUGGACCUCCACUUGAUCUCGAGAUUUUGCACCAGGUUCUUGACUUACAAACAGACAUUGAAAACAUUGUUGCAUUUUAUAACAAUGAGACUGUGACACUUCAGGACAUCUGUGUGGCCCCACUGUCACCUUAUAACAAGAAUUGCACCAUUAUGAGUGUGCUAAAUUACUUCCAGAACAGCCAUUUGAUGCUGGACCACAAAAUACAGGAUGACUUUUAUAUAUACGCUGAUUUCCACACACACUUUUUGUACUGUGUCCGAGCUCCUGCCUCUCUGAAUGACACAAGUAUGCUCCAUGACCCUUGCCUGGGUACAUUUGGAGGACCAGUGUUCCCAUGGCUUGUACUUGGAGGCUAUGAUGAUCAAAACUACAACAAUGCCACUGCACUUGUGAUUACCUUCCCUGUCAACAAUUACUACAAUGACACAGAGAAGCUCCAGAAGGCCCAGGCCUGGGAAAAAGAACUUAUUAACUUUGUGAAAAACUACUCGAAUCCAAAUCUCACCAUUUCUUUUACUACUGAACGAAGUAUUGAAGAUGAACUGAAUCGUGAAAGUAACAGUGAUGUCUUCACUAUUGCAAUUAGCUAUGCUAUCAUGUUUCUGUACAUCUCUCUUGCCCUGGGGCACAUCAAAAGCUGUAGCAGGCUCCUGGUGGACUCUAAGAUCUCCCUAGGCAUCGCAGGGAUCCUGAUUGUGCUGAGCUCAGUGGCCUGCUCAUUGGGCAUCUUCAGCUACAUUGGGACCCCGCUGACCCUCAUUGUAAUUGAAGUCAUCCCGUUUCUGGUGUUAGCAGUGGGAGUGGACAACAUCUUCAUUCUUGUGCAGACUUACCAGAGAGAUGAACGUCUUCAAGGGGAAACCUUGGAUCAGCAGCUGGGCAGGGUCCUGGGAGAAGUGGCUCCUACUAUGUUCCUGUCUUCCUUUUGCGAGACAUCAGCAUUCUUCCUUGGCGCACUGUCAACAAUGCCAGCUGUUCAUACUUUCUCUCUGUUUGCGGGAAUGGCAAUCUUAAUUGACUUCCUUCUUCAGAUAACCUGUUUUGUGAGCCUCUUGGGGUUAGACAUUAAGCGGCAAGAGAAAAACCAGCUGGACAUCCUCUGCUGUGUCAGAGGCGCUGCAGACGGAAGAAGCGUCCAGGCCUCUGACAGCUUCCUGUUUCGUUUCUUCAAAAACUCCUAUUCUCCGUUUCUGCUGAAGGACUGGAUGCGUCCCAUUGUGAUAGCUGUAUUUGUGGGUAUUCUGUCAUUCAGUAUUGCGGUCCUGAAUAAGGUCGAAAUUGGAUUGGAUCAGUCUCUUUCAAUGCCAAAUGACUCCUACGUCACAGAUUAUUUCAGAUCCCUCAAGCAGUACCUGCACUCGGGUCCACCUGUGUACUUUGUCUUAGAAGAGGGUCAUGAUUACACUUCCCAGGAGGGGCAGAACAUGGUGUGCGGAGGCAUGGGCUGCGACAACGACUCCCUGGUGCAGCAGAUAUUUAACGCGGCGCAGCUGGACAACUACACCCGGAUUGGCUUUGCUCCUUCAUCCUGGAUUGAUGAUUAUUUUGACUGGGUGAAGCCACAGUCUUCCUGCUGUAGAGUCUACAAUAGCACUGACCAGUUCUGCAAUGCUUCUGUGGUUAACCCUGAAUGCAUCCGCUGCCGGCCUCUGACUCCAGAAGGCAAACAGAGGCCACAGGGUGGAGACUUCAUGAAAUUCCUGCCCAUGUUCCUUUCUGACAACCCUAACCCCAAGUGUGGCAAAGGGGGACACGCUGCUUACAGCUCAGCAGUUAACAUCCUUGGCAAUGACACCGGUGUAGGAGCCACGUACUUCAUGACCUACCACACCGUGCUUCAGACCUCUGCGGACUUUAUUGAUGCCAUGAAAAAGGCUCAACUUGUAGCCAGUAACAUCACCAAAACCAUGGGCAUGAAGGGUAGUAAUUACCGUGUGUUCCCAUACAGUGUGUUUUACGUCUUCUACGAACAGUACCUGACCAUUAUUGAUGACGCCAUCUUCAACCUCAGCAUGUCCCUGGGAUCCAUAUUUCUGGUGACCAUGGUGGUUCUGGGCUGUGACCUGUGGUCUGCAGUCAUCAUGUGUGUCACCAUCGCCAUGAUCCUGGUCAACAUGUUUGGCGUUAUGUGGCUGUGGGGCAUCAGCCUGAACGCAGUUUCCUUGGUCAAUUUGGUGAUGAGCUGUGGCAUUUCCGUGGAGUUCUGCAGCCACAUAACAAGAGCAUUUACAGUGAGCAAGAAAGGAAGUCGCGUGGACCGUGCUGAAGAGGCACUGGCUCACAUGGGGAGCUCUGUAUUCAGUGGAAUCACACUUACAAAAUUUGGAGGGAUUGUGGUGCUAGCCUUUGCCAAAUCUCAAAUUUUCCAGAUAUUUUACUUCAGAAUGUAUUUGGCUAUGGUCUUACUGGGAGCCGCGCAUGGACUCAUUUUUCUCCCCGUCUUACUCAGUUAUAUAGGACCAUCAGUGAAUAAAGCUAAAAGACAUACCACUCAAGAUCCGUACAAAGGCACAGAGCGAGAGCGACUCCUGAAUUUCUAGCCUCCCUCAGGGUGUG
This is a messenger RNA of Dipodomys ordii (Ord's kangaroo rat), 3933 nucleotides long. It is a transcript of the gene Npc1, whose product is annotated as Niemann-Pick disease, type C1. Gene Ontology annotation, molecular function: lipid carrier activity. Lineage: Eukaryota; Metazoa; Chordata; Mammalia; Rodentia; Heteromyidae. The record is from RefSeq and is a predicted model, not a curated record. The coding region runs from base 84 to 3917 and encodes 1277 amino acids. Gene Ontology annotation, cellular component: membrane. The transcript has 25 exons.